UACAGCCUUUCACCCCGAGACAGAUGGUCAGUCGGAGCGUACGAUCCAGUACUUGGAGGAUAUCUUGAGGGCUGUGGUCUUGGACCGGAGCUUGACCUGGGAGUAUGCUCUUCCGCUAGUCGAGCUGACCUACAACAACAGCUACCACUCUUCGAUCAAGAUGGCCCCGUACGAGGCUUUGUACGGACGUAAGGUCCGGACUCCUUUGUAUUGGGAUGAGGUUGGAGAGAGGAGGAUUACGGGCCCAGAUUUUGUCCAAAGUACUACUGCGACAGUUGAGGAGAUUCGGAGGACUAUCAGGUCGGCCCAAGAGAGGCAGAAGGUCUAUGCCGAUCGGAAGAGGCAGGAGCAUGUUUAUGCAGUGGGAGAUCAUGUCUUCUUGAAGGUUUCACCCAUGCAAGGUGUGAUUCGCUUCGGGAAGAAGGGGAAACUUAGACCUUGCUGUAUCGGGCCGUUUGAGAUCCUCGAUCGAGUCGGGAACUUAGCUUAUCGGUUGGCUUUACCACCAGACUUGUCGGGAGUGCACGACGUGUUCCAUGUCUCGAUGCUUCGGAAAUAUGUGCAUAACCCCGAUCAUGUGGUGGACUUCGGCGAGCUGCAGGUCGAGCGAGACCUUACCUACGAGGAGUUACCGGCAGCCAUCUUGGACCGGAAGGUCCACCAGCUGAGGAACCGGGCAGUGAGCUUAGUGAAGGUGCAGUGGAGCCGACACGAUGAGACUGAGUCCACUUGGGAGAGGGAGGACGAUAUUAGGAGGCUCGAGCAACUCGCGAGCCGCUCGCGAGCGCUCGAGUCAAAGCUCGACUCGAGUUCGAGUCUGACCGAUCUCGAGUCGAGCUCGAGCGGCUCGAGCACGAACUUGAGUCGAGCUCGAGCCCAUAUAUUGCAUUGUCGAGCGGCUCGCGAGCGGAUCGAGAUAUGUGAAAUUACUAAAAUAUCCUUGUAUAUAUAUGUAAUUAAUGGUUAUUUUACAAAAUUUCUUGAAAGCCGAACUCGAGCCGAACUCGAGCAUUAUGAAUUCGAGUCGAGCCUAUAUAUUGUAUUGUUCAUAUCAGAAGAGGCUUCUAUAAAAGGAUGGGAUCAUUGUCGAUCAAUUAUAAUUGUCGAUGGUACAUUUCUGAAAGCCACGUACGGAGGUACACUAAUAACUGCAAGCACACAAGAUGCAGCAUGUCACAUUCUCCCCCUUGCAUAUGGAGUAGUUGAUUCUGAGAAUAACAAUGCAUAUGAAUGGUUCUUUUCAUUAUUAAAGAAAACACUGUCGGAACGAAAAGAGUUGUGCAUUGUAUCUGAUAGACACAAAAGCAUCCGGAACGCAGCUGCAAAGGUAUUUCCAGAGGCUACUCAUUGCUGUUGUGCAUAUCACUUGUCUCGGAACAUAAUAUCAAACUACAAAGUGAACCUCGAAGCAGUAAAAGGAGCAUUUUUUGGAGCAGCAUAUGCAUACACAUUGGAUGAUUUCAAUCAUCACAUGGAAAUUAUGUAUAAAGCAAACAAAGGAGCAGUGACAUAUUUGACAAAAAUUGGAUUUGAAAAAUGGUCUCGAAUCCAUUGCAAGUCAAAUAGAUUUCUAGUGAUGACAUCUAAUGUUGCCGAGUCAAUAAAUUCCGCUUUGAAGGCUGCACGAGAUCUUCCAAUAACAGUUUUCUUGGAUAGCGUACGUGGAAUGCAACAAAAAUGGAAUUUGAGGAAUCGCAAAGAAGCUGAAUGCACUUUUACGAAGCUUGCAAAGUUGGCCAAAAAAUGCUGGAAGAAAAUUAUCAAGA
Molecule: messenger RNA, 1766 nt
Organism: Striga hermonthica
Lineage: Eukaryota; Viridiplantae; Streptophyta; Magnoliopsida; Lamiales; Orobanchaceae
Source: the annotation of a GenBank genome assembly